UCUUAAAAAGUUUGUAUAAUUACAAAAUCCAAGAAAAAAUUAAAAAAGACAAAAAAAAGUCUAUUCACAAAACAAAACGGAGUUCACUUUCUGGCAAAGCUUUCGCAUCACACUGCUCUUCCUCUCCAUCCCAUGUUCCAAACGGCAUUGGCUUCUCGUUGACCGAAAAAGCAAAUUCAGCAGAUCAGGCCAGCCAUGGCGGAAAUAUCCGAAGAGAUCCUCACCGAGAUCCUUCUCAGACUGCCCGUUAAACCCCUGGUCCGAUUCAAGUGCGUCAGCAAGCGAUGGCAUUCUAUGAUCUCGGACCCCCACUUCACCCUAUCCCAACUCCGAACGGCGAUGUUACGAAACACGAACUCCUGCGCUAGAGUCCUCCUCACGGGCGAGUUGCUUCACUCCAUAAGCAUCGAAUCCCUCAGCAGUUCCAAUGCCAAAGCUCCUCCGACUACGGUGUUAGAAUUACCGGUGAAGAGCUCGGGGAAGGAUUCCGAGAUUGCUGUUGUUGGCUCUUGUGAUGGCCUGGUCUGCUUGCUCAUAGAUUCCGAGAGUUUGGUGUUGUGGAAUCCUACCAUUGGGGAGUGUAGGGAGCUGCCGAGUUCCGAGUUUGCUCGGUCGGAUGUUGAUUUCUUCUAUGGACUUGGUUACGAUUCUAAGACUAAUGACUACAAGGUAGUCCGAGGCCAUUAUAUGGAGCCCGGAGGAAGAUCUAGUUCUAGUCACACUAGCAUCGAGAUCUUUUCCCGGAAUAUGGAUUCUUGGAGGAGGGUUCAAUACGAUGCCGUUGAGUUCAGAGGUACGGAUGUCGGAGCAUAUGCAGAUGGAUCUCUGCAUUGGCUGAGAGGAAACGAGUCAGAACCGGUUAACAAAAUUGUUUCAUUCGACUUGUCGGAGGAGAUGUUCCACGAGACAGUACCGAUGACUGGUAUUAAUGACUUCGAGAAACUGCCGUUGGAAGGGUUAUGUGUCAGUGGGGAAUGCCUGCUUGUGUAUAGGGGCUGUAAUUUUGGGGCCGAUUUUGAGGCUUGGAUGAUGAAAUGGGAGGGGAAAGAGUCAUCUUGGUCUAAGUUGUGCAGUGUUCCGAGGGAUGCGUUGCCCUUCACUAAGUAUUGGUUGAAUCCUAUCGACUUCACGGUGGACGGGAAAGUCCUGUUCAAUUCAGCUGGAUGGGAAUUGUGCUUAUAUGAUCAAAAGGAAAAUGCACUGAAGAGGUUCGACUUUGAAAACGACUGGGUGUUUGAUGGAUCUGCUACUUAUGUUGAGAGUCUCGUUUCACCUCAUGGCGGUUCAAAGAGGAGUUAAAUGCUUCGGGGAUGAAUGACCGAUUUGGGGUUUUCCUUUCCAUAUUCGUGCAUUAUCAUCAAUAAUCGCACCAACAAGUCAGGGGGGGCUCAAGGAGUAAGGAUAUCUUUAAAACUUAUUGUGCAGUAGGAGGAUAAUUUGAUAUGAGUAGCUAAACGAAAGGCAUACUGCAGGAGAAGUAAGAUUCUUGUAGCUUAUAAAUUUAGCUUGAUCGAGAUUACGCAAUCAAUGUCCAUAAGACAGUUGAUGUUUAUGUAAUGUUAUCACUAUCAUGAAAGACUAGACUUGCCCAUCUGCUCCAGAUUUCCGAGAAAACAUUUUGUAAUUUGGUUUUGCUCGAUGUUUCAGAUGCCUGUACUAAACCAGCAUCUUAAGAAGGAAGUAGAAGUGAAAGUAAUACGGGAAAUAGAAUUUGGCAUUUGUUGUGCGGACGAGCUA
This is a messenger RNA of Punica granatum (pomegranate), 1737 nucleotides long. The record is from RefSeq and is a predicted model, not a curated record. NCBI's taxonomy places the organism in Eukaryota, Viridiplantae, Streptophyta, Magnoliopsida, Myrtales, Lythraceae.